Messenger RNA from Cydia pomonella (codling moth), 4608 nucleotides. Its product is annotated as cytochrome P450 6B6-like. The record is from RefSeq and is a predicted model, not a curated record. Gene Ontology annotation, molecular function: heme binding; oxidoreductase activity, acting on paired donors, with incorporation or reduction of molecular oxygen; monooxygenase activity. NCBI's taxonomy places the organism in Eukaryota, Metazoa, Arthropoda, Insecta, Lepidoptera, Tortricidae. The coding region runs from base 145 to 1671 and encodes 508 amino acids. The transcript is spliced from 4 exons.
UGUCUGUGUAUAUUUGACCUUUGAUUAAAAAAAGACAGAAUUGUAAGUAUAUUAUUCAUCCACAAUAUCUACAGAUAACAUGCUAUAAAUAUUAUCCAGAUUCAAAUUAACUAGCAGACAUAACAAGUUAUUUGUGCGGUUAAAAUGUUUAUUGUCAUAGCUAUAGUAGUACUUGUUUGGUCCUUGUAUCUAUACGGUACGCAAGGACACGACUAUUGGAAAAAGAAAGGCGUGAAAUAUGAAAAACCAUAUCCAUUUGUGGGCAGCACAUCUCGUAUAUUCCUUCAAAAACAAAGUAUUACCCAAUAUGUCACAGAUUUGUACAGAAGAUACCCGGAAGAAAAACUCGUCGGAUAUUAUUAUACUAGGAAAAAAUCUGUAGUGGUUCGAGACCCUGAGUUAAUCAAACAUGUUCUAAUGAUAGACUUUAACAAAUUUUAUCUGAGAGCGAUAAAUCCGCAUGAGAAGGUUGAACCGAUGCUCAAGAAUCUGUUCUUCGCUGACGGGGAUCUGUGGAAGCUGCUGCGGCAGAGGAUGACUCCCGCCUUCACGACCGGCAAGCUGAAGGCGAUGUUCCCUCUGAUCGUGGAGAGGACUGAGCGGCUGCAGCGAGCCGCUGCCGCGGAGCACGGCGCGGAGGUGGACGUGCGCGACCUCAUGGCGCGCUUCACUACCGACUUCAUCGGCGCCUGUGGCUUUGGCUUAGACACUGAUUCAAUGUCGGACGAAACCUCAACUUUUAGAAAGCUAGGCAAACGUAUAUUCACAUUCUCAAUCCGAGAAGGCAUAAUCGCUUUUCUGAAGGAGUUUGCUCCGGGAUUGUUUAAGAAUCUCAACUUUUUGGCGCCUGACAUUGAAAGGAAUACGGUAGCUUUAGUGAAAAGUAUCAUGGAGCAGAGGAAUUACAAGCCUUCAGGGAGGAAUGAUUUCAUCGAUCUGCUUCUCGAGUUAAGGCAAAAGGGCAAGAUUGUGGGGGAGUCUAUUGAGAAGAGGAAUCCGGAUGGAACACCACAUAUUGUGGAGUUGGAGAUGGACGAGCUGCUGAUGGCAGCGCAGGUAUUCGUGUUCUUCGCGGCGGGUUUUGAGACGUCUUCGUCAGCGACCAGCUACACGCUGCACCAGCUCGCCCUGCACCCUGACCAUCAGGCCAAGUGUCAGCAGGAGAUCGAUGAUGUGCUCGCCAGAUAUGAUGGAAAACUUUGCUACGAGGCCGUGAAAGAGAUGCACUAUUUACACAUGUGUUUCAAAGAAGGCAUGCGAAUGUUUCCAUCACUCGGUUUCUUGAUCAGAAAAAGUGCAGAAAGCUACCAAUUUCCUGGCACAGAGGUCACCAUCGAUAAAGGGACAGGCAUCAUAAUACCACUGCAGGGUAUUCAUACAGACCCCAAAUAUUUUAAGGACCCGGACAGCUUUAUUCCGGAAAGAUUUGAUCCGGAUAAUCUUAAGGAUAUUGUAAAGAAUACGUAUUUGCCGUUCGGAGAUGGCCCUAGGGCCUGUAUUGGUGAACGUUUAGGCCUCAUGCAGUCACUAGCAGGCCUUGCAACGCUACUUCACCGGUUCACAGUGGCGCCCUCUAAGAACACCCGGGUGAAACCACUCACCGACCCGACUUCACACAUAGUACAGAGUGUCAAGGGGGGCAUACCUCUGGCUCUGACUUUAAGAAGCUAAAUAUUAUUUAUUAGAUGCACGAUGCACGACUUGUGUAACCUCCUUUUGUGGGCUUUUCUACGUUAAAUUUUAUGGAGUAAAAUUAGUUCAAAUAUAGCAAAAAAGCUAUAUUCCAUAAGACUAUGUGUGUUUGUGACAAUCAGCGUCACUUCUCCCUCCACUCACUUCGCACCUUGCCAAUAGACUGCCUGUUUUUAAUAGUUUUUAUCUCUACUUGAAAAAGAAAACAGCCUAGCUGUAUAGGGAGCGUGCAUGAACUGUAGGAGGCAGCACAGGAGCCGUCAGAUUUUUGGCGCGAGGCGUAAAUGUGAUGUUUAUUGUUCCGAUGUCGCCCACAAGAUGGCAGAACCUACUAUGCACAAGAAAACACGUGACGUGUAAAUGUACAUGUUCAUGGCUCCGAUUCAGGCCACAAGAUGGUAGAUCCUCCAACGCGCAUGGUCCCUAUUGUCUGUAUUAUUUUCUUUUAUUGAGGUGUGCUAUGAAGAGUGUAAUGUAUUGUAUAAUGUGUUAUGUGUAAAUAAAAGUCUGAAUUGAUGGUUGUAGUUAAAAUAUUUGCUUAUAUUCAGUUUAUUUAGGAGAGAUAAGUAUUUUUACAAUAAGAUGUAGGUGUAGGUUUUAUCGUUGCCCAGAUUCAAAAGCAAUUCGUAUUUCUUACUAUCCCCACUUAAUAUUACGUAAAAGUAAAUCUGUCUGUCUGAAAAUAUUUAUGUCACAUUGAAAAUUUACAUGUUAUUUUUCCAUAAAAAUAGCAGAAAUUCACAAAAAGACCGUCAUUUGUAUACAAAAAAUGAAAAGUUAUAGUAAUAAUAGUAGCAACACAAAAAUAAAAAUACUCUUUUUAAAACUGUUUGAAUCAAUAAUGUCAGCGAAAAAAAACAUAGAUUGUAUAUAAUACUAGGGCUUCCCUAGGUAAUAUAAUAUCAAAUUCUAUAAAAUAAUGUAAAAAAAUCAAUACAAAAAAGUUAAACCGCUGUAACAAUUUUAGAUACAAUAAAAAAAACAUCGGGUUGCACUCCGGGAUCGGGAGUGCCGGCACAAGUGAAAACUUGAAUAUUAACGUUGUGCAUUUUUGAUAUUUUGGAGAAAUUGAGUAGCAGUUUUAUAAAAAGAGAUAAUUCUCUAUUACUAUUAUACCUACGUAAAUAAAUUAGAGUGUGGAAGAUAUAUUGAAAUGCGUAUUUUAGUGUUAAUAUAAUCGUAUAACAUAUAUUAUAGGUACAGAGUAAUUCAUGAGUGUGUAGUGUGUAGGCUGUAGUUCUGCUCAAGUGAGCAAAUGGCACACUUGAAUGAGAUACGAUUUUUCAAAAGUAACCAGGCUUCGAUGAUAUUCAAUUUGCACGUCACCAUGAUGUCACGUGUCCGUCUUACGAAUUUUCAAUCUGACGGUCACGUGACACCUGACGCGUGUUUAACAUUUUUUCCCCAUCACAAAAAGUGCACAGCGCCGCUAAAGAAGUUGUCACUUCAAAAAUAAACUUGUAAGCAUAGUACAAGACUAUUCUAUUAAGUACAUUUCAGCAAAAUCUUAAAACUACGAACACUUUAUAGUACAUAAUUACAUUAAUAAAAAUAAAUUAUCACAAAUUUAAGGUAUACUUAAUAUUAAGUAUUGAAAAUCUUGCAAGUAGUAAUAAAUAAACAACUUACUUUAAAAGUAAGUAAGUAAAUAUUCUUUAUUGCACCAACAAUUAUACAUACUAACUACUACUUAACUAGUACUAGUACUUUCCACUUCAUUGAAGUAGACUUACUUAAUAAACGAAUGACCUCUAGACGUUUAUUACAUUUAAGUUUUUCGCGCUAAAUUUAUAUAAAUCUAAUAUAAAAGGAAAGACGACCGAUCUAGCCUAGUGGGUAGUGACCCUGCCUAUGAAGCCGAUCGAUGGUCCUGGGUUCGAAUUCCGUAAGGGCAUUUAUUGUGUUUAUAACGUUUAUUUAUUCCUGAGUCAUGGAUGUUUUCUAUGUAUUCAAGUAUUUCAAUAUUAUAUAAUAUACUCGUAUAUCGUUGUCUGUGUAUCCACAACACAAGCCUUCCAAUCUUGAGCUUACCGUGGGACUUAGUCAAUUUGUGUAAGAAUGUCCCUAUAAUAUAUAUGUAUAUUUUUUUAAUGUAAUAGGCCGCAAACAAGCAGACGAGCCGCCUGAUGGGAAGCAGUCAUUGCCGCCCAUGGACAUGAGCAACAUCGGAGGAGCCACUUAUGCGUUACCAACCUUUGAGAACCCUAAAUACCUGCUUCUUGAAGAACCCCAUGUCAUAGCGCAAGGGAAACACCUCAGAAGGUAGCUCAUUCCACAACUUGCACGUUCUGGGAAAAAACGAGCGAGAUGCCCGCUUGUUCUUGGUUUGCCACGUGUCGAGAGAGUGAGGAUGAACUUUGUUUCUUUGGCGGGAGGUGCGGUGAUAAAAACGCGACGGUGGCAUCAAUUUAAAAAGUUCUUCAGAACAUUCCCCAUUGUACAGACGGUAGAACAGGCACAGAGAGCCAACGUCUCUCCGAAGACUGAGAGGUUCCAAACCGACUGUGAGAUCGGCGUCACCAACAAUUCGAACUGCCCGACGUUGGAUGGAGUCAAGUGGAAGAAGUUUGUAUUUCGGUGCUCCAGACGAGAGGUGAGAACGGUACUCCAUAUUAUGUGGUCGAACCUGCGCUUUGUAUAACGAAAGCCGGUGACCUGGUGUGAAGUACUGUUUCGCUCUAUUGAGCACCCCGUGCUUCUAUUUAUUUUAUAUAAGUCGUUAUUUAGCCCAAUUUAAUUAGCUUUAAGCGUAGAUUAAAAAACUGGCUUGUCGAGCGCCCAUUCUACACCUACCAAGAGUUCUGUGCUCACAAAUAAUAAAAAUUGUAGAAAUACAUAGUAUACCUAGGUACUUAAUUAAAAUAAUAUAAAUGUUGAAUAAAUUGAUUUUAUAAAUAAAGAUGAUUAUGAUUAUGA